Molecule: messenger RNA, 183 nt
Organism: Plenodomus lingam JN3
Lineage: Eukaryota; Fungi; Ascomycota; Dothideomycetes; Pleosporales; Leptosphaeriaceae
Source: RefSeq, a predicted model, not a curated record
AUGCAGUGGUCCAAGCCCGCAUCCACACCUCGGCGCCUUCCGAACCCGACACCACCCCGUUUCGAAGAAAAUGCAAACGUGACUCCGAUCCAUUGGAUUCACAACUCGUCCAUCUCGCCCUGGACUGAGACAUCCCAUCCCCGCCCCGUCUCCGAUCAGCCAGCCGGCCGGCCGUUUGUCUAG